Rhododendron vialii is the source of this 2397-nucleotide messenger RNA. RefSeq names its product putative glycerol-3-phosphate transporter 4. The transcript is spliced from 3 exons. Bases 553 to 2160 code for a protein of 535 amino acids. Gene Ontology annotation, cellular component: membrane. The record is from RefSeq and is a predicted model, not a curated record. NCBI's taxonomy places the organism in Eukaryota, Viridiplantae, Streptophyta, Magnoliopsida, Ericales, Ericaceae. Gene Ontology annotation, molecular function: glucose 6-phosphate:phosphate antiporter activity. Gene Ontology annotation, biological process: transmembrane transport; phosphate ion homeostasis.
CAAAAACAUGGUAAACGUGAGCAAACUAGGCGAAACCAACUUCCCAGAGGAUUUGAAACCCCCAUUGGUUCCGUUACUCUAUAAAACAGUUUGCGUGGCCCCGAAGCACGAGACGGUUGAAAUCGCCGCGUUCCUUGCUCCAUCACUCUCUCUCCCGCCAACCUCUCUCUCUCUCUCAGAUCGCUCUGCUCUGCUCGUUCGAUCGAUCGAUCUUCUUCUCUCCCGCUUAUUCCCCGAAUCUCACACCAAAUCAUAAAAAAAACAGUCAAUUUCUCCACCAAUCUAUUCCGCCACAGGUAUAGAAGCCUUCGAAUUCAUUCCAUGUGAAUUCUUCAAACUUGUAAUUUACAGAAAUUUAUCCUCAAAUCUUUCGCUUCGCUUUUUCAAUUUAAGUAUUUUGGGCAUAACAUUGUUACAGUGUGCUAAUAGUCCAUUCGAGAUGCUUUGAUUUCGAUCUUUCGAUAUCGACCGGUUUGAAUAUUUCUUUCCAUUGGUGAAAGAAAGACGUCACCUUUUUGGUUUAGGGUUUCGACUAACGUGAAUGCGAAGAGGAUGUCUCGGGGUUUUGAUACAAUGCGGGGGACUCCACCUGGAAUCUCUUUAAUAAGAAGCAUUAGAGGCAGGGACUGGAGCUUAUCAAUGUACAGAUACAUGAUUUUGUUAAUCACCUUCAUAGCGUACGCUUGCUACCACGCUUCUAGAAAACCAAGUAGCAUAGUCAAGAGCGUUCUGGACCCGGACCCUAAAAAGUCCCAUCAUGUGGUACACCACCCUUGGCCAAUGGGUCAAGUCUUCGUCAAGAGAACGAUCGAUGGUUCAAGAGAGGAAGGGUGGGCCCCGUUCAACGGAACGGACGGGACCUCGAAGCUGGGAGAGAUCGACGUCGCGUUCCUCUCCUGUUAUUCCCUUGGAAUGUACCUUGCCGGGCACUUAGGGGACACGUUGGACCUCCGGUUGUUCUUGACGACCGGGAUGGUUGGGAGUGGAAUAUUCGUUGGGCUCUUCGGGAUGGGUUACUUUUGGAAGAUACAUGUGUUCUGGUUUUACUUGGCCAUGCAGAUGGUGGCCGGGUUGUUCCAGGCCACCGGUUGGCCUUCUGUUGUCGCUGUCAUAGGUAACUGGUUCGGCAAGAGGAAGAGGGGAUUGAUAAUGGGCGUUUGGAACGCUCAUACGUCCAUUGGAAACAUUAGCGGGUCGCUCCUCGCUGCUAGUGUGCUGGAUUAUGGAUGGGGAUGGUCUUUUAUACUUCCGGGCAGUUUUAUCUUUCUUGGAGGGAUAAUGGUGUACCUGUUCUUGGCUGCUUAUCCUGAGGAUGUCGGGUUUCUUAACCCACGCGAUGUUGGUGAUAAUGCGGGGACAAUGCACAACGAUGAAGAAGCUCAAGUACGGAAAGGAGACUUGGUGGAAGCUGAGAAGAGCACCAUCGUGCGGUUUGGAUCAGGGUAUAGGAAAGGUGUAGGGCUUCUUGAAGCUUUCCAAAUACCAGGAGUCAUACCAUUUGCAUUGUGCCUAUUCUUCUCAAAGCUCGUGGCAUACACGUUUUUGUAUUGGUUACCAUUUUAUCUUAGUCAGACAGCUAUUGGUGGAGAGUAUGUGUCAGUAAAAUCUGCAGGAAAUCUUUCUACUCUGUUUGAUGUGGGCGGUAUUGUUGGUGGAAUUUUGGCUGGCUACAUAUCUGAUAAACUUAAAGCUCGAGCCACUACUGCUGCCAGCUUCAUGUAUGCUGCAAUUCCUUCAAUAAUCCUGUAUCGUACAUAUGGGAACGUAUCACAGACCAUGAAUAUUGUACUUAUGAUGAUUGCUGGUUUGUUCGUUAACGGACCCUAUGCCCUUAUCACCACCGCAGUCUCUGCUGAUCUCGGUACACAUAGCUCUGUCAGAGGAGAUGCUCGAGCGCUGGCGACAGUCACUGCCAUAAUUGAUGGCACUGGAUCUGUUGGUGCAUCUCUGGGCCCACUUCUUACUGGUUUCCUUACUACCAAGGGAUGGGAUGCUGUUUUUGUUAUGCUGAUGAUUUGUGCUCUUAUUGCUGGUCUUCUGUUAACCCGUUUGGUGAUAACUGAACUUAUGGAGAGAAAUUGCAAUCGGAAAUCUACAGCCACUAGCCAGCACAAUCCUAGAGCUCCUGCAUCAGAACCCCUUCUAAGUGAUCAAAGGUGAUAUCAGGUAUGUCAUCAUAAAGCAUUGUCAUGAUGUUCAGAAAAUAAAGAACUUCUGACAAACAUGCUGCUGGUCAGAUUAUAAUCCAAAACCAAAUCCAAUCCUUCGUUAUUUGUGAAGAUUUAAAUGACCUCAACUGCUGUUUAUAGUUAAACUUUUGUUAUCCUUUUUUUCUGUAAUAGUUGUACACUUGAAAUAAAUUUUGUCAGAAAAUUUGGUUCCCUCCCAGCUUAAGUU